Messenger RNA from Salarias fasciatus (jewelled blenny), 306 nucleotides. Its product is annotated as co-chaperone protein p23-1-like. Gene Ontology annotation, molecular function: extracellular matrix structural constituent conferring tensile strength. The transcript has 2 exons. The record is from RefSeq and is a predicted model, not a curated record. The annotation marks the transcript as partial. Gene Ontology annotation, biological process: extracellular matrix organization. NCBI's taxonomy places the organism in Eukaryota, Metazoa, Chordata, Actinopteri, Blenniiformes, Blenniidae.
GAGGGUCUGGAGGGUCUGAAGAGUCUGGAGGGUCUGGAGGGUCUGGAGGGUCUGAAGGGUCUGAAGAUUCUGGAGGGUCUGAAGGGUCUGUAGGGUCUGGAGGGUCUGAAGGGUCUGAAGGGUCUGGAGGGUCUGAAGGGUCUGGAGGGUCUGGAGGGUCUGAAGAGUCUGGAGGGUCUGAAGGGUCUGGAGGGUCUGGAGGGUCUGAAGGGUCUGGAGGGUCUGAAGGGUCUGAAGGGUUUGGAGGGUCUGAAGGGUCUGAAGGGUCUGGAGGGUCUGAAGGGUCUGGAGGGUCUGGAGGGUCUG